Molecule: messenger RNA, 3305 nt
Organism: Ficedula albicollis (Collared flycatcher)
Lineage: Eukaryota; Metazoa; Chordata; Aves; Passeriformes; Muscicapidae
Product: exocyst complex component 1-like
Exons: 16
Biological process (GO): Golgi to plasma membrane transport; exocytosis
Cellular component (GO): plasma membrane; exocyst
Molecular function (GO): phosphatidylinositol-4,5-bisphosphate binding
Source: RefSeq, a predicted model, not a curated record
AUGAAGGGGGAAUUUAACUCUGAUUUUGACCCUGCCAGCCUGGACUUUGAGCUUCACUUGGAGAAGAUUCACAAGUGGACCUCCAGCAGCUUGGAGGAGAAGGAAAUCUUCCUCAGGGGCUUGUGGAACUGAACCAGUGCUGUCCCCCUUGUGAACGUCCCUUGGGGUGCAGUGGAAGGGAUGCAGAGGCGCUGGGAGGCUGAGCUGCAGGAGGGGCUGGGCACGUACCAGGAGAUGACUCCGGAGGAGGCUACGGCCAUCCUGGAGCUGAUGGACGAGCACGAGCCCCUGCUGAACAACUCCGUGGCCUUUGCAGAGCAGCUGGGCCGGGAGCUCCAGGAGCUGGAUGAGGCCAAUCUCCGAGCCAUCAUCUCUUCGGAGCAGCAGGUGGUGCAGCUGAUGAGCUCCAUCGACGAGGCCCUGGCCGAGGUGGGCAGGGUGGAGCAGACCCUGCAGGUUUGUGAUGAGCUGCUGGGGAGCGUGAAGCAGCAGAUGGAUCACAUCCAGCGGGAAAACGCCCUGCUGCACCGCGUGGCUUCCAACAGGGCGAGGCUGAUGGAGGAGAUCCUGUUCCUCACGACCCAGCUGCACCUGAGCAGGGAGCACCGCGCCGCCCUGAGCCGGGCGGAUCUGUCCAGCCCCGCGGCAGUGGGAGCCUGCACGGCUGCAGCCCAGGCCUUGUCCGCCUGCAUGGCCGUUCCCAUCCACCCCAGUUACCGGAAGCUGCAGGCGGUGGCUGAGCAGCUGAUCCUGUUUGAAACCCUCAAGCAGAACUUUGAGAGCUCCUUCAUCAGCCACAUCACCAACAUCUUUAAGCUGCAGGGCAAUUCCCAGUCCCCUGCUCUUGGCACCGUGGCUGCCCCAAGCCAUGGACAUCACCACGAGGAGCUGCUGCCCUACACCCCCCUCAUGGCCUGGCUGAGGAACAUCAGCCCUGUUCUGUUCUGGGACCUCCCCAAGGUCUAUUCCCAGAACCUUGGCAGACUCUACGAGAGGGAAAUCAAAGCCCUUUUUGAACAGGCCAAAAUGGCCCUGUCAGGGAGAAGAAAAGCAAGUCUGCAGGAAACUUGGGAGAAGCCCAUGGGGAGAACGAGGAGGGGGAGCCAGGAGGAAAGCCCAGGCAGGGGGAACAUCAGCAGGGUGUUGGAGCAGGUGCUGAGCCAGCUGCAGCCCCUUUGUGCCUCGGAGCAGAAAUUCCUGCAGGAAUUCUUCUGGCCGGGCUGUGACUCCCUGGAGCUGCAGGUGAGGGGAUCUGCCCCUCAGGGAGGAGAGCCCAGGGCACCUCCAGAGGAGCCUCCUUGCACCAAGCCCCGGAGCCAGCCAGAAGAAGCCACAGCCCAAGUGCUGAGGGAGCUGUUCAGCUGCCUGGAGCCGGAGCUGAGGGCAUUUCUGGAUUUCUGCAGCAGGGCUCAGCCCCUGGGCUGCCUGCAGGUCCUGGGGACCUUGAGUGACUCCCUGCUGGGGACCUGGGGCUCUUCCCCAGCUCCCUCGUCCUUCCUCCUCUCCCUCCUGGGGAAUGUGCUGCUCCUGGCCAAGAGCAACUUCAACAAAUGCAUCGGGACCUUGUGCAAGGAGGUGGAGGAGGCCAAGACUCCCAGCAGGACGAGAGGGGGGAUCCUGCCCUGUGUCAGCCGCUUCCAGCAGCUGGUGGCUUCCUCUGAGGAGGUGCUCAGGACAUCCCAGCGCCGGGGGGAGCUGGACAAAGCCCAGCUCAGGCUGGCCAGCAGCGUCUUCAGCAGCAUCAGCAGCCUGUCCUCAGCAAACCUGAAGGUGAACACGGAUAUGGUGAUGAUGGAAAAUUUCCACCACGUCCACAACUUCCUGUGCCAAAAGGACAUCCCCUGCCUGGAGGACAAGAAGAGAGAAGCCAAGCAAAGGUUCAGAGAGCACAUGGAGAAAUAUGUCACCACAUCCCUGGGCCAGCUCCUGGAGAGGCUCCAGCAUUUCUUUGAGGGGGUCAAAGCCCGCCUGGCUCAGGGGGUGAAGGAGGAGGAGGUCAGCUUCCAGCUGGCCUACAGCAAGCAGGAACUGCGGAAAGUCAUCGAAAAAUAUCCUGGCAAGGAAGUCAGAAGAGCCCUGGAGAGUCUCUACAGGACAAUCCACAAAUGUCUGUCCCCAGAGGGAAAUCUCCUGCCGGUGGUGUGGAAGGCCGUGGAGCUGGAAUUCAUCCGUCAGUACCGAGAGUUUGAGGAGCUCAUCCAGCGCUGCUAUGCAGGAGCAGGGAUUGCCCUGGACUUCACCAUGGAGGACUUGCUGAGCUACUUCAGCUCUAUCAGCACGUCCAGCAUGUAGGGAAAUCCCUCUCUGGAUAUCGGGAGCAGCUCAGGAAUCCUUGUCUGCAGCCACACCUCUGAGGAGCUGAUCACAAAACCAUUCCCAAGAUGGAUUUUUGGGGGUUCUCACAAAACCAUUCCCAAGUUGGAUAUUUGAAUUCUCACAAAACCAUUUCCAAGUUGGAUAUUUGGGUUCUCACAAAACCAUUCCCAAGUUGGAUAUUUGAAUUCUCACAAAACCAUUUCCAAGUUGGAUAUUUGGGUUCUCACAAAACCAUUCCCAAGUUGGAUAUUUGAAUUCUCACAAAACCAUUUCCAAGUUGGAUAUUUGGGUUCUCACAAAACCAUUCCCAAGUUGGAUAUUUGGGUUCCCACAAAACCAUUCCCAAGUUGGAUGUUUGAAUUCUCACAAAACCAUUCCCAAGUUGGAUAUUUGGGUUCCCACAAAACCAUUCCCAAGUUGGAUAUUUGGGUUCCUACUCUGAACUUAACCCCAAAGUCUCUCCAACUUGUUAGUCCUGGACUAAAUCUCUCUUGGGGAGUUGUCAGAUCCAAACCACAACUUCCCAGCUCCAGGAAAGUGUUUUCCCACCAGGAAACGACCCUGCAAGCCUCAGAUUUCCACCAAAGUGGGCACUGGUGCUGCACCUCCCCAGCAGAACAUUCCCAGUGGAAAAUCGUCUUCUCUGCAGGAAUUUUCUCCUUUCCUGUGCUCGAAUUUCAGUGAGCCCGUGCUCAACCAGAGGAGACACUCUACUGUGAGGUGUUUCCACAUCCAGACAUCCCAACAGGCACCGCUGCUCCACAGCCCAGCACUGAAAGUCCAGAGCUGUAAAUAUUAAUGGAUUUAUUGCUUUUAGCUCAGAUUUACUCACAUCUCAACUGGAGUGGAGGAAUGUGUGGUUUUAGAGAUCCAAACCGACCCCUCAGGGAAUUUCCUGCUUUUGACUCAUUUUCGUGGGAAUCUCCCACACCAAUAUAUUGUCAUUCUUUAAAUGUUGUCUCUGUUUCUUGGGAUGGUUGUGGGAUUCA